AUGGCUGGUCCGAAAAUUUAUAGUUUUAAUUCUGCAAAUGAUUCUGGUGGUCCUGCAAAUCUGGAUAAAUCUAUUUUGAAAGUGGUGAUUAAUAACAAACUAGAACAAAGAAUUAUUGGAGUGAUCAAUGAGCAUAAAAAGCAAAAUAAUGGCAAGGGAGUGAUUUCUGGAAGACUUACUGCCAAAAAAUUACAGGACUUAUACAUGGCUCUGCAAGCAUUUUCCUUUAAGACGAAGGACAUUGAGGAUGCCAUGACCAACACCCUGUUACACGGAGGGGAUCUGCACUCGGCCCUGGACUGGCUCUGCUUAAACCUUCCCGAUGAUGCACUUCCUGAGGGAUUCAGUCAGGAAUUUGAAGAGCAGCAGCCUAAGAGUAGGCCCAAGUUCCAGGCUCCUCCAGUACCAGCUACGGUUUCACCUCCAUUGCAGCCUAAAACCAGAAAACAGGAAGAGGAGCCUAAGGUGAAGCCAAAAAAGGAAGAAAAAAAUAUGGAAGUGAAUAUGAAAGAAUGGAUUUUGCGGUAUGCUGAACAACAAAAUGAAGAAGAAAAGAGUGAAAAUUCUAAAAGUUUAGAAGAGGAGGAAAAAUUUGACCCUAAUGAAAGGUACUUACACCUGGCAGCAAAACUUCUGGAUGCGAAGGAGCAAGCAGCUGCCUGUAAACUGGAAAAAAACAAGCAAGGGCAAAAGGAAGCGCAAGAAAAAAUAAGGAAAUUCCAAAGAGAAAUGGAAACUCUAGAAGACCAUCCAGUAUUCAAUCCAGCCAUAAAGAUUUCACCUCAACAGAAUGAAAGGAAAAAGCCUCCUGUAGCCACAGAAGGGGAAAGUGCUUUGAACUUGAAUUUAUUUGAAAAGUCUACAGCUGCUACUGAAGAAGAGAAAGAGAAAAAGAAAGCAGCUCAGGAUGUGAGGAAUUUUGACUACACUGCUCGGAGCUGGACGGGAAAGUCGCCCAAACAGUUCCUCAUCGACUGGGUCCGGAAGAACCUGCCCAAGAGCCCGAACCCUGCCUUCGAGAAAGUUCCCGUCGGUCGGUACUGGAAAUGCAGGGUGCGGGUGAUCAGGUCUGAAGACGACGUGCUGGUGGUUUGCCCUACGAUCCUGACGGAGGAUGGCAUGCAAGCUCAGCACCUGGGGGCCACCUUGGCUCUUUACCGCCUGGUGAAAGGGCAGUCAGUUCACCAGUUACUUCCUCCAACCUACCGAGCGGUCUGGCUAGAAUGGAGCGAUGCAGAAAAGAAAAAGGAGGAGUUAAAUAAAAUGGAGACCAACAAGCCCCGGGACCUUUUUAUCGCCAAACUUCUGAAUAAAGUGAAGCAGCAGCUGCAGCUGCAGCAGCAGCAGGAGCAUUCCGAGGAUAAGAGAGAGAGCUCUGAAGACGCUGAGGAAUCCUGGGAAAAUUUAGUUUCUGACGAGGAUUUUUCUGCAUUGUCCUUGGAGUCAGAAAAGGCAGAAGAUUUGGAACCUGCUAGGAACCUCUUUAGGAAGUUUCAGAGCACACCGAAGUACCAGGGCCUUCUGAGGGAGAGGCAGCAGCUGCCCGUGUUCAAGCACAGGAGCGCGAUCGUGGAGACCCUGAAGAGGCACCGGGUGGUGGUGGUGGCCGGGGACACGGGGAGCGGCAAGAGCACUCAGGUGCCGCAUUUCCUUCUGGAGGACCUGCUUCUCCACGAGCCGGGGACCAGGAAGUGCAACAUUGUCUGCACCCAGCCCCGCCGCAUCUCCGCAGUGAGCUUAGCCACCAGAGUGUGUGACGAACUGGGCUGCGACAGUGGACCUGGAGGAAGGAAUUCUUUGUGUGGAUAUCAGAUCCGGAUGGAAUCUCGGGCCAGUGAGUCUACCCGGCUGCUCUACUGUACAACAGGUGUUUUGCUCAGGAAGCUUCAAGAAGAUGGUCUCCUAACCAGUGUCUCUCACGUGAUUGUAGAUGAGGUUCAUGAAAGAAGCGUCCAGUCCGACUUCUUACUGGUAAUCCUGAAGGAGAUUUUACAGAAGCGCUCUGACCUGCACUUGAUCCUCAUGAGCGCCACGGUCGACAGCGAGAAGUUCUCCACCUACUUUACUCACUGCCCCAUCCUCAGAAUCUCAGGGCGAAGCUAUCCUGUGGAGGUUUUUCAUCUUGAAGAUAUAAUAGAAGAAACAGGCUUUGUACUGGAGAAAGACUCAGAAUAUUGUCAGAAAUUUCUGGAGGAGGAGGAAGAAAUAACCAUUAAUGUUACAAGCAAAGCAGGGGAAAUAAAAAAAUAUCAGGAAUACAUCCCAGUUCAGACGGGAGCAGGUGCUGGCUUAAGUCCCUUUUACCAGAAGUACAGCAGCCGCACGCAGCACGCGCUCCUCUACAUGAACCCUCACAAGAUCAACCUGGACCUCGUCUUGGAGCUUCUUGCGUAUUUAGACGGAAGUCCCCAGUUCAGGAAUGUGGAAGGAGCAGUGCUCAUCUUCUUGCCCGGCCUCGCCCACAUUCAGCAGCUGUACGACCUGCUGUCGGCUGACAGGAGGUUUUCUUCUGGACGAUAUAAAGUGAUAGCUCUGCACUCCAUCCUUUCCACCCACGACCAGGCCUCGGCGUUCACACUCCCUCCUCCGGGAGUCAGGAAGAUUGUUUUAGCAACAAAUAUUGCAGAGACAGGCAUCACAAUUCCAGAUGUGGUGUUUGUCAUCGACACUGGAAGAACAAAAGAAAAUAAGUACCACGAGAGCAGCCAGAUGAGCUCUUUGGUGGAGACCUUUGUCAGUAAGGCGAGCGCUCUGCAGCGCCAGGGCAGAGCCGGGCGGGUGCGCGACGGGUUCUGCUUCCGGAUGUACACGCGAGAGAGGUUUGAAGGCUUUAUGGAGUAUUCCGUCCCUGAAAUCUUACGUGUGCCUUUGGAGGAAUUAUGUCUUCAUAUUAUGAAGUGCAAUCUGGGUUCUCCUGAAGAUUUCCUCUCCAAAGCCUUAGACCCUCCUCAGCUCCAAGUCAUCAGCAACGCAAUGAACUUGCUCCGAAAAAUUGGGGCUUGUGAACUGACGGAGCCGAAACUGACUCCCUUGGGCCAGCACCUCGCAGCUCUGCCCGUGAACGUCAAGAUUGGCAAGAUGCUCAUCUUCGGAGCCAUAUUCGGCUGCCUGGACCCAGUGGCCACGCUCGCCGCAGUCAUGACCGAGAAGUCUCCCUUUACCACGCCCAUCGGCAGGAAGGAUGAAGCGGACCUGGCGAAGUCCGCGUUGGCGACGGCCAAUUCCGACCACCUGACCAUCUACAAUGCGUAUCUAGGGUGGAAGAAAGCGCGGCAGGAAGGCGGCCCUCGCUCUGAAGUGGCUUAUUGCCGGAGGAACUUUCUCAACAGAACGUCCCUGCUCACCCUGGAGGACGUGAAGCAGGAGCUGAUCAGGCUGGUGAAGGCAGCAGGGUUUUCGGCGUCCACCUCUAACGGCUGGGAAGGAAGCAAGGCCACCCAGACCCUUUCCUUCCAAGAGGUCGCCCUCCUGAAGGCGGUGCUGGCCGCGGGGCUCUCGGACAGCGUGGGCAAGAUCCUCUGCACCAGGUCCGUGGACGUCACCGAGAAGCUGGCCUGCGUGGUGGAGACGGCCCAGGGCAAGGCGCAGGUGCACCCGUCCUCCGUGAACCGGGACCUGCAGACCUACGGGUGGCUCCUGUACCAGGAGAAGGUCAGGUACGCCCGCGUGUACCUGAGGGAGACCACGCUCAUCAGCCCCUUCCCGGUGCUGCUGUUCGGCGGGGACAUCGAGGUGCAGCACCGCGAGCGGCUCCUCUCCGUGGACGGCUGGAUCCGCUUCCAGGCCCCUGUAAAGAUAGCCGUCAUUUUCAAGCAGCUGAGAGUUCUCAUUGACUCUGUUCUAAGAAAAAAGCUUGAAAAUCCUAAGAUGUCCCUUGAAAAUGACAAGAUUCUACAGAUCAUUACGGAAUUGAUAAAAACAGAGAAUAAUUGAAACUGAAGUUCAUGGUUAACUGCUUUAAAUGUCAGAUGAAGACACAGCCGUGAAGUGAUGUGAACACGGACUGUCCCGGGAGGUUCUCAGGACGCAGACCUUGGUGCUCGCCACGACAGAGGUGGCGGGAAAAGCACAGCUUUCAACGCGUCAUUUUUAGCUCCUUUUCAAUGACAAUUGUUCCCAUUGUACUUGCCACCACAUUUACAAUAAAUUCUUUGGUGCCACCCAUGUUUCCCACAUCGUUUUGUGCCUUUCGGCAGGGCCGUGUGUGACUCAGUGAUGAUCCCUGGGUCCCCACCGCAUCCUCCCUCAGUCACUGCCGCCUGGAGCGUUUAGAUGCCUUUACCCAGCAGAGAAAAUGAGCUCCACACCAGCUGGAAGUAAAGCUCCACAAGGAACAACAGGAGAAGUGAGUGUUGAGGAUUUGACACUCAAAAUAAAACUGAAGAAAGGCACUGUUCAUGGACACCAGCGGGCCCAGAGCCUGUCACCAAGCUCAGAGGUGGUGGUGCUGCUGGGGGCAGAUGCUGCUGCUGGGACUGCCUCUUGCAUGCCCCCUACUGGGCAUCGGAUGACUAGGAAUCACACUGGAGACCUCGCCGUGUACAGAUGACACCCAACCAAUGAGCCACACUGCCAGGGCCCAAUGGCUUUUUACACAUCUGCAUGAGCUGUUCUGUGCUGGGUGCACUGCUUCUGGCUCUUAUCCAAACAGACCUCCUCCUGCUGUGAUGUUCCCUCCACAGGCCUCCCUCCUGACUCACGCUCACCGUUCUGAAGCGCAUCUCCCCUUUAAUGCCGCCGACAGCACAGGACUCCGUCAGCGUGAACCAUCUGCUUCCUGUCUUCCCCGCAGACCAUGUGCUGCUCGGAACACGCACUGAUGUGCCAGAGCACGGUUGCCCACAGGCACUCGGCAAGGUCUGCUGAAUGAACGCAGGAGGGGGAGGAGGAAAGCUGGAGUAAUAUCACUGACAGAUGUUGUGGACGAAGAAAGACUACUGGGUUAAUGAGCAGAUGAGCCUUUUGGGAGCAGUUUCAACAAAGGGUGUUAAGGAGGGACACUGUCAGGUCCCACAGCUACCCACACAUUCAGUGAUUCGCUGGAGGACCAGAGAAAGGAUAUUCCACAGGAUCAACAGGGAGAAGCCACGCACCUGGAAGCUGAAGGAACCCACGCAGAGGCUCCUACACAUGCAGUGCCUGCCCAGGGAAGCCCGCCUGAGGCUCAAAGACCAAAGCCGUAGCUAUGGAAAUUCCAGACUCCCAGAGGAAGGGAGGCAUUCAGCGCCCCAAGCAGGCAAAAGAGUUACCUGAAAACUAGGGGCGCCUCCAGAGCCAGUUCCAGCUCCAGCCCAGAGCCCCCCCACAAGCAGGCCUUCCAAGACCUCGCCGUGAGGCCUGCGUUAACUCCCAGUCACACUGCAUGACUUGUAGGGAACAAAUACAAACACAAAGGUAGAGUACCAGUUACAGAUGUGAUGAAGAAACAGCACAACAGGUUGAAAAUAGGUAUUUCAGGAUGGGAAGACCCUCACUCAUCUGCAGACUAAAGACUAUUUUAUGAUGUUAUGGUUUUCAAUGACAUGCUCAUUUGAUUAUUUUUUAUAGAUUUCAAGUCUCUGAUGCAAUUCUUACCUUUCUGUCCUUUUUA
Molecule: messenger RNA, 5590 nt
Organism: Myotis brandtii (Brandt's bat)
Lineage: Eukaryota; Metazoa; Chordata; Mammalia; Chiroptera; Vespertilionidae
Gene: DHX29
Product: DEAH (Asp-Glu-Ala-His) box polypeptide 29
Exons: 27
Coding region: 1-3933 (1310 amino acids)
Biological process (GO): translational initiation
Cellular component (GO): intracellular anatomical structure
Molecular function (GO): RNA binding; RNA helicase activity; ATP binding
Source: RefSeq, a predicted model, not a curated record